Molecule: messenger RNA, 1161 nt
Organism: Cyanidioschyzon merolae strain 10D
Lineage: Eukaryota; Rhodophyta; Bangiophyceae; Cyanidiales; Cyanidiaceae
Exons: 1
Coding region: 1-1161 (386 amino acids)
Biological process (GO): phosphatidylcholine biosynthetic process
Source: RefSeq, a predicted model, not a curated record
AUGGACGACGGUGGGCGUGCGUUGGGCAGUGCGAGCGUUGACCACUUCGACGAGACGGACUCCUCCGCUUUUCCCGACUCGGAAGCGUACUACGAGCCUGACCUGCUCAGCCUUUCUUUGUCCGAUAUUUUUACACUUGGUAGCCUUGCUAAUCUAGAUGACAAGAUCCGUAACACCAAACAUCGGCUCGUGGAGCGGCGGCGAGCCAUCGAAAGGCGCGUUCGCACUCCAGAGGUCAUUCGUUUGCGAGACAAACUUUCGUUUGUCUUGGGUCUGCUCAACGUGCUCUUCACGGAAUACGUUAUUCUACGCCAGCCGGCGCGUCUAUGGCAGUGGUAUCUGUACCAGCUGACGCCUCUGCUUAUUCUCCGCUAUUAUUCAUACCGCAAGUCUGCUCAGCAUUAUUUCAUGUACGACUAUUGUUACUUUGUGCAAGCACUACUGGUAGCUUUCUAUUUUGGCUGGCCGCGGACGCAAGCCUGGCGACAGGUCAUGUUCGUGGCCCUGUUUGCCUCGGCGAACGGACCGGUGCUCUGGGCGAUGGUGGCGUGGCGCAAUGCGCUGGUUUUUCAUUCGCUCGAUAAGAUGACGUCCGUAUUUAUCCAUAUAUUUCCCCCACUAGUGACGUACAAUGCUCGUUGGCAUUCAGACUUGAUCAUCUCGCGACGGAUCGGUAUCUGCAGCCACGAAGCAGACUGUAUCGCGUUAGGACGUCGCGCGUUUACGGUGGCAGUGCCGCUGGUGAUCUUUCUAAUCUGGCAAACCUUGUAUCUUGCAAAGAUUCUGGUUAUCUCUCGUCGAAAGCUCGAUCGAAACCCUGAAUUGAUCACAAGCCUGCGAUGGCUCACACGUCACUCGGGCUCGGCAGUCUCCCGGAUGCUGAAUAUCUUCGGCGAGCGAUACCAGAAUUUGGCACUCGCUUUUUGGCAGCUGAUUUUCACUGGGGUGACUUGUUUGCCUACGGCGCUGUUCUGGCGUUACAAAUGGAUGCACGAAAUCGUGUUGGCAUUUGUCGGUCUCAUCGUCGUGUGGAACGGAAGUAACUAUUACUUUGAGGUGUUUGCUUCCAGGUACACUCGCAGAAUGCUCGAAUACGCCCGCGAUCGCGUUCAGAAAAUCGAGACGAACGCCAGCAGCAACCCAGAGAAAAGUUCCAUGUAG